UUAGUUCUGGAGGGAGAAGGACUGAGACAGACGGGGACUUUUGGACAGAUGAAUCGGGAUUGCUGGAUCCCUCCCAGUCAGGAGACAAGAGACGCUGCUGGAUAUGGUCAACGGUGACACCAAGAUUUCUCACACGUUUGGAUGCCUAAGUGGAGAAGAGAAAGUGUUCUACUAGUGGAAAACGGGCAACAAAAAGCUGGGUGGGGAGAACACCUGCUUCGAGAUGGCUGGAAUCUUGGUCACUGCACUGAUGUUAUUCCUGAUUAAGAAGGUUUGUGAAGGGGAGCCAACGGUUGGGGGACCAGACAGAGUAGUUGACCAACAUGGCACAAACAAACUGGUCUACAUUACAUCCCAGUGGGCCCUCCAGUUGGUCAAUGACUCUCUGCCUUUCUCCAGAGCCAACAGCUUCUGUAGAAGCCAGUUUGCUUCCCUUCUUACUUUAAAUGAAUCAGAAAACCAUGAAGAUUUGCUGGAGCUUCUUCGUCAAACUGGAACACGUUCAUCCGUCUGGGUUGGGCAAUCCUCCAAGCCUGCUGCACCCUCCAAGCAAUAUUUGCAGAUCUCAGCUCUGAGUUUUCCAAAGGAGUCACAUGAAGGCUUUGCUCGUGUGAAUAUAUCCUUUCCUGCCCUGUCAGCCAUUAGCAUGUGCGUCCGAGUACAGUGGGACAGAGACUGGAAUGAUGUCUCUACCAUCUUCUCUUACGCUGCGCCUGUCUUUACCAAUGAGUUUCAGCUGAGAGGCCAGUUGGAUGUUCAGGGUCGCGUCCUACUGGCUCUCAUCAUCCAUGGGAAGCACCUUCCAUAUAAGGCAUCCUUCCCAAAUGAUGGAGCAUGGCAUCACAUCUGUGUCACAUGGCGUCGGAGUGGCAACCACUGGGCCAUCUAUGUGGACGGAGAGAGUAAAGACACAGGCUCAGGGACAGACACAAACAGAGAUAUCCACGGGGAUGGGAUUCUGAUCCUCGGUCAGGACCAGGACUCUUUUGGUGGAAAUUUCACUGAACCUUUUUUCGGGAAUAUCACUGACUUGAAUGUGUGGACGAUGGGCUUGGAAUCAAGACAUAUUCGGGCCCUGAACUCAUGUUCAACUUUGUCCCAGGAUAUGCUUUUCAAAUGGAGCCUUGACCGCAUAAGCAGCCACCCUGCAGUGAAGGAGGUUCAGACCAGUCUGGUUUGUCCAGCAGCAUACCCUCAGGUGGAGUUACAGGACUGCAGGACGCUGCAGGGCUGGACCAAUCAGCUGCCAGCCUGGGGUCAGACAGAGUGCUCAAAUCUGCUGCCGUUUGUUUGCAGAAGCACCAAAGAACGAUACUUGAAAAUGAAGCAGAUGAGCGAAUCUCAGAGUGUCCGGCCGUCUGCCUUUAUGAACCAUCUGAUGAUGCUUUCCAACAGGACCCAGCCAAUUCUAGCACAGCUCCCAACAGACCUGAACAACUUGGCUCAGGCCUCAGUCCUGCUGAACAUCUCUGCCCAGGCUCUGGAACACACCCCGCAGGGGGAACUGCAGCCAGCAGACAUGGUGUCCCUGAUCCAGCUGCUGUCUCUGACAGCUGACAUCCCCAUUCAGCCUCCUACCCCUCUGGAAAACAGCAGCCAGGAUGGCGUCCUGGAACUCAGUCAGCACUUUGUCAGUGUGGCUGAUAGCAUCAUUUGUGAUGAAAACAGGCUUAAGUGGCAGGCCAUCAAAGAGGUGGUGAACGGCCCCAUGGAUGUUGUGAAGAGUAUUGACAGAAUGGUGACCCACCUGAGCCCUCACUUGAUGUCGCAGACCGAUCAGCUGACCAUUACCAGCCCCAACAUUAAGUUGGAACUGCAACAGCAGAAGCUUCAGGAGGGAAGCAAAGUAUCAAGCUUCUGCGGACCUGACACUGAAAGCCACGCUCAUCUCGACUGUAUUUCUGUGCCACCUCAGAAAAUACAGGAUCUCCAUAGCAACGGGUUCUAUAAAAUCACCUUGGUCAACACGUGGUACGGCUCUCUGCGGCCUCUAUUCAAUCCAGAGGAGAACAUCACUAUGGUGCCCACCGUCACUGACGGAAGCCAAAGAUAUUUGGGAACUUUCCUGGGCUCUUCUGUCGUGUCCACCACUGUUCUGGGUGAUGACCAGCCCGUUAGCAUGGCCGUUAACUUCCAGCUCCAGCACAGAGUGGAGAAUUCUCUCGGCACGGUGUAUGAUCCAGUGUGUGCCUUCUGGGAUUUUGAUCUCAGUCCAGAGACUGGUGGCUGGUGGAAUACUAAAGGCUGCAAAGUUGUGUCCAGACAUUAUGGUCACACCGUGUGCUACUGCAACCACACCACCAACUUUGCUUUGCUGCUGCAAGUCUAUGAAGCUCAGAGGAGCCCAGAAAACGAAAAAGCUCUGCAGGUGCUGACGUUCAUUGGCUGUGGAGUGUCUAUGUGUGGCCUCCUCUUCACCUUCAUCCUCUUCAUUGCUGUGGGUGUCCCUAAGUCUGACCGCACCACAGUCCAUAAGAACCUGAUAGUUGCUCUUGGUGUUGCUGAGCUGCUUUUAAUGUGCAGCGAUUGGGCCUCUGACAACCGGGCAGCGUGUUUUUUGGUGACUGCACUCCUCCACCUCUUCUUUAUGGCCUCCUUCUCUUGGAUGUUGGUGGAGGGCCUUCUGCUCUGGAGCAAAGUUGUGGCAGUCAACAUCAGUGAGGACAGAAGGAUGAAGCUGUAUUACAUCAUUGGAUGGGGAGUGCCUGUUCUGAUUGUUGGUCUAACAUUGGCGGUAUCAGUGGACAAGUACAAAGCCGAAGAUCACUGCUGGCUCAACGUGCAGACUGACACAAUCUGGGCCUUUGUGGGCCCUGUUGUUUUUGUCUUGGCGGUCAAUGCAGUUGUGCUGUGUCGGGUUGUCAUGGUGACCGUUUCCAGCGCUCAUCGACGAGCUAAGAUGCUCAGUCCAAGUUCAGCAUCAAAGAUGCAGACCUUUGACCUCACUUGGGCUGUCACUCGCCCGGUUCUCAUCCUGCUGCCAGUCCUGGGUCUGACUUGGCUGUGUGGAGUCCUGGUCCACCUGUCUGUGGUCAUGGCUUAUGUGUUCAUCGCUCUCAAUUCUUUCCAAGGCCUCUAUAUCUUUUUAGUAUAUGCUGUUUACAACAGUGAGGUGAGGAAUGCCAUCAAAAGGAUCAAAGAAAAGCGAAAGGCCUUAUCUUUCACGAACUGCUCUCAGCCAACCAGCUUCCUACAUUCCCAGAGGGUGCCUGUUUCCUCCUGGAGCCGCAGUCCACCAACUCCCUCCAGUCCAGAGACCAGUGAGACGUCAGGAGCCAACAGUUCCACCUCCAUGUCAUUGGUUAUUAAGAAUGAGAGUUUCAGAAAGGAGAGUUUUGUGAGUUUCUCCAUGAAACAAGCAUCAGAAAACCAAGUAGUGCAGCUGACGGGGUUCAAGCCAUCAGGUUGCUGAGCUGCAGAUGGAGCGCGUCCUGUUCCCAUUGACCACACACUCCUGCCAGGAAGGAGCAGGAUACACAUUAGAGGGACAACAUUGAAGGAAAGGAGUGUGAAGGAAAGCUGAACCUUCAUCUUUUCAGACCAGUAACACCCCAAGAGGAUUCAUUUAUGCCGUUACUAAAAUUUGCACAGAUCAUGAGGUGAUCUAUCAUUCUAUUAGUGUGUUCUGAGAAUCAUGUUUGCAUCCAGUUGACUUUUUUUAGAUUAUUUAGCUUAGAGACCCACCCUGAUGAUAAACCUUGUUUAGGGUGGUUUUAACAUUUUCUUGUGGCAUUUUUCUCAUGAUGGGGGACCUAUAUAAUGAAUAUUAAGAUUAAAAUCACAUUGAGUAUUUCUUUAUUUAAGUAAUUGUGAAUCAGGACCAGAUGAAAAAAAGAGCGUAAUUUUAGUAGAAAAUACAGUGGGUGGGCCACAAAUUCCCUGCUCCGCUCUAUUCCGAUGCAUCCACUUGGAGACAAAUGGGUCCAUGUACGUCUUUGUUUUCCUUGUAUGCUCUGGCAUCCGGCUCAACACUGUAAGACUGGAUAGCUUCGACAUUGCUCGCCAUUAUGUUGCACCGCAAAAUGUUAGCUUGGGGUUGUGAGGGGCUGUAAGCUAGCAGAAGAGGGUACAAACAAAGGGAUUGUGGGAAAUGAGCAGAGGCUCACGCACCAACUGUCCUGCUCACAGCUCAGAGGUGAAUUUCUGAUGAACUCUUCCUGCUCUCCAGAAACUAUGUCCUAGAAAACAACACAGGUUUUUAUUUUAUUUUUAUUUUAGCUAAAAAUCCUAAUUAAAAACCACUGGGAAAGCUUUUUAAUAGAUCAAAAGAUGAUUGGAGAGGGUCUUUAAAGUUAAACCUCCACUUAGUAUCUCUGACGCUGAACAUCCUGUCUUGCAGGAGAUUUGCUUCUCAUAUUUUAUGUUGUCUGAUGUAGAUUAUAGGUGCAAAGUCAUUAUUUUUGCUAUUUUAUGAAAGUAAAGUUAACUGUCUUCAGGGUUUGUCCUAUUUUCAGUACUUUUGCUGUUUAUGUUAGUUAUCUGAACAGCACAACUGGCUUUCAAUAAAAGUUACAAAUAAAAAAAACAGCUUUUUAUUUGAAAAUGAAUUAUUACGUUUUAUGUGUGCAAGAAUUGGGCUUAAUAUAUGGGAAAAUUGUGUUGCAUCUUGUCUUUCUAGUCCCCUCUUUUGCAUUUCAAAUCCAGUCAUAGUUUAGUUUUAUUUAGAAAGAUAAACAGUGAAAUGAAAGCCCACUGCAGUUUUACAAAGAAAAAAACGAUUCCUCAUAAACCUUAUUUCAGAUCAAAUGAGUGUGCAAUCAUGUAAACGGUUUUGAUCAUCAUGGUCGCACUUCAUUGGUGUUAUAAAAAUUCAAAUGUUUUCCCAACACUUAAUGUCCACGGUUCUGACAUGAAAUUGAUUUCAGAAUAAAAAACAAUCUGACAAUUGAAAUUUAUUGCAUUUAGCUGACUUUAGGGGGCAAACAGCAUUUGGUCAUUUAAACCUCUUAUUUGAAUUUAAUUGUUAAAUUAUUGUUUCACUGCUGUAGAACACUCCAUUUAACAUGAAAUCUAACAUGCAUGUGCUGUGAGGUGCUACUUAUAAAAACAAUGACAUCAGUUUAUUGCAGUUUAGCUUAACUAAUGCAAUUCAGCCUCUUUAUGUACAAAUAAUGCAUUUUAAAAUAUUGUCCCAGCUCUUCAAAGAGAAAACAAACUGGGCAGAAACUGUUCUAAUUAUCUUAUAACUCAUUAUGGUCUACUUCAGUGUCCUCACUUGAUAAAAACAUCAAAUCUCAUGUGGCUUAUUUAUUGUAUUAAUAUUUAACCUCUACCAAUGAAAACGGAUGUGUAUUAUUACAUGUAAUUAGCUAGGAAGUAGAGCUUUGUAGGACAACAGGGAAAGCACCAAGACCAUGUGCUAAACAUGCUUUCUUGAACGUACGUUUAAAAUGGAUGAUGGAAUGUAAAAAGGAGGGAGAGUGCCCAGUCAUCCCCAUACCAAGACCCCCACCCCCCCACCCCCGCAGCAGCAACGGCAGCUAGAACCCCCAACACCCACACUGUAGCAGAUAGAGAACAACCGCCCUCCGGCUCUUGGUCUUGUCAGAGAACUCAGGGAUCCCUCUCCCUGCGUGGAGAGAGAGCUGCCAGGCCCAGGUAGCCAGCACCCAAGGGACACCGCUGCCAUCGCCGAGGGCCUGGUACCCCCCUCCAGGGAUGGGGUAGGGGACAGAUGGUCCAAGAUCCCACCGCCCUUGUGAAAAACAUGUCUGUGUUUGUGAGGGUGUGUCUGUGUAUGUAUGUAGUAGAGCUGUGACGGUGUGGGAUUUUUGAUCACUGCGGGGAUGAACCAGCAGGGGGCGCAGUGUUGCGGUUAACCGUAGUGUACUAAGGGGGUGCAGUUAAAAUUGGCGGGUAGGGCGCUGAAAGGACAUCUGAUGCUUGAUGGCAGUGAUGUCCAAGCACCACUCUACCAAGGGUCCUACAUGUCUACGGUGCAAUUACAACCUGGGGGGGGCAAACUUGGUUUAACUUUCAACGUGCAUUAAAUGGCUUUUGUACAUGGAGCCAAAAACAGUCGUAAAAUCCUGCAUAGCACCGCAAGAGUUUUAGGGCGUAUACAGACUGGACACAUUUGGUUGGCUUAAGGUGAACCAGAGUUAAUUUGCCCCAAUGACAAAUUUUCAGUCUGAAUACACCCAAGCCGACCCUGGUCCGGGACCAGGAACCGCUCUCUGACCCAUCUUUAGAGGUGGUCUUGGUUCGUUUCCUCUGUCUGAAAAUGAUAUGUCCUAAGAACGGAACAGCUGGACCAAAAUGGCCACCGUAGCCAGUGGUCACGUGAUCUACACUGUCAGAAUGUAUCAACAGAUGAGCCGCGGACAAAUGUAACCCUGGUGCUAUCUUAGAUGACCCCACCCUUAAAUUGACGUGUUCUCCCUACCAUGACAGUAGUUAGUCAUAUCAUUAGUUUGAAGAAAAUAAAAGGCUGACCCGACCUCAGGUGACCUCUAAACACUGAGGACCAAAAAAAAAUAUUUCUUUUACUAAGAAUGAUAUCUUCCAACUCUUUAACCCUUGUGCUAUCUUAGAUGACUCCACCCUUACUUUGACGUGUUAUUCCUACCAUGACAAAGGUGGAUAAAGGUGGAAAGAUUUCAUAUAAUCCAUGGACACCAGUGAAGAUCACAAAUCAUUGAAGAAAAAUGGUUCAGAGCACUGUCUAGUGGGUCUAGAUGACCCAACUCCCAACGUUAAAGUGCCUAGGAUAGCACAAGGGUUAAAGCAACGAUUGCCGUGUUAUCAAAGAGGAAAAAAGGGUCCAAUCCUUCCUUACCUGUUACGUUUAUUUUAGCACAGCUGAAAAUGCAUUUUACAUGAUUUUAUGUGUCUCGUUAUGCAGCCUCCGCUGCUGUGAUGUUAUCCUAAAAACUACCUUGUAGUUCCUUAACAGAAAUCCCUCAAAACCCAAACACCACAACGAUGAGACACAGCAACUCAUGAUGAAUGCAAUGAGCCUGAUGAAUGCAGGCUCAUUGAAACAACUUGUAUCCUGAUCCACGUUGCUUCUCACCAUUUUGCCCUCAAUCUAUGUCAUAAACACUUAUCAGUGUAUCUUCUUAGACGUCUUCUUGCCAGUAACCGCCCUGCAGCGUGCCUUCACCGCACCAAAAAGCGAGUAAACAGGGUUAAGCCUAACAUAGAUACAGGCAUUUAAAAUUGGUCAGCAAAAUAUAAAGUUUAAAUGAACUUUCCUGACAAGAAUAGAUAGACACAGAUAAGCAAGAGGGGAAAAAAGUAGAAGCAGGAGUAAAAGAAGAGAAGGCAAAGUAGAUUAUUUUCCUGGUCUGCAGUGAGGUCAGUAUUGAGGACAGCUUCUUGUUUGCUUUCAUGAAAGUAUUAAUAAAAAGAUGAUCAGAACUUUUAAGUAUACUGAGAAAUUGCCCACUAAUUAAUCAAUUAAAUCUGUCUGAAUUUACAGCACAAAAUAAUCUGAAUACACAAAUUUUCAUUUUAAUUUGUUAAAAACAGGAAUGUGAGCAGAAGUUGGUAUGUGCCUCAUGUAAAAGCCCCAUUCACCUCAUUUCUUUGGCUCAUAAAAUACUUUAAUUACUUUCAGCAUGAGAAUAAAUGAAAUGAUUUGCACUUGCCAUCUGCAUUUUGUGUUUUGCAGAUGUUGGAAAUAAAAACAUUGCGUUUUUGAGAUUUUUUUUCCCCUUUUUGUUUCACUUGAACAAUGAUGUGGCAGAAGUGGCCCCUGGUUCCUUUGACGGUUAAAAACCCACUCCAAAUAAAGUUGUGUUUUUAACGUUU
This is a messenger RNA of Oryzias latipes (Japanese medaka), 7755 nucleotides long. RefSeq names its product adhesion G protein-coupled receptor D2 (gene adgrd2). NCBI's taxonomy places the organism in Eukaryota, Metazoa, Chordata, Actinopteri, Beloniformes, Adrianichthyidae. Gene Ontology annotation, cellular component: plasma membrane. The record is from RefSeq and is a predicted model, not a curated record. Gene Ontology annotation, molecular function: G protein-coupled receptor activity. Gene Ontology annotation, biological process: adenylate cyclase-activating G protein-coupled receptor signaling pathway; cell surface receptor signaling pathway.